AUGAAGUAUUUUAGCGUCUUAGUCCUGACACUUUUUUUUAUUUCAGCAGUAGUGACUGCACCAUUAAAAAAAAGUAAAACAGGAACAUCUAAGAAGUUGCUUCUCAUCUCUUUUGAUGGGUUCCGCUGGAACUAUGACCAGGAUGUUAAUACUCCAAACCUGGACUACCUAGCAGAGGUGGGGGUAAAGGCAAAGUAUAUCAAUCCACCAUAUAUUACUAUGACUUCACCAUCCCAUUUCAGCAUGAUCACAGGGCGUUAUAUAGAAGAACAUGGCGUGAUCCAUAAUCUGAUGUUUAACACAGAGACUCUGCAGAAGCUAACUUUUAAAGCAACACAGAACAGAUCAGAGUGGUGGGACAAUGGGGCAGAACCCAUGUGGAUCACAGCUCAAAAGCAGGGAAAAAGAGUUGGAUCAUUUCAUUAUCCAGGUGGAGGAGCCAAUUACAGUGGGCAAUCAAUCUACAGAACCCUAGUGGAGUCAUUUGAUCAUCCUGAUUCCAAUGAAACCGAGUGGCGAGAAAAUAUCGACAUUGUCAUGAACUGGUUUACUAAAGAGAAUUUUGACUUUGUUACUUUGUACUAUGGGGAACCAGACCAAGUUGGCCACUCAAAAGGGCCAGAGACACAAGAGAGGCGUGAUAUGAUUGUGCAGAUUGACAGGACCAUCGGUUACCUCUUAGAAGCCAUUGAAAGACAUGGUUUGAAAGAUGAUCUAAAUGUGAUCAUAACAUCUGACCAUGGGAUGACCACUGUCAAAAAGGACCCUGCAGUGAAAGAAAUCUUGCUUUCAAAAUACAUAAAGUUCCGAGACUUGGUCAAGUUUGACAUUGUAGACUAUGGGGGUUUCGGAAUGAUACUGCCCAAGGAAGGAAAAGAGGAACAGUUAUAUCAGGCACUAAAGAACGCACAUCCUUACUUAUCGGUAUACAGAAAAGAUGACAUGCCAAAGAGAUUUCAUGUUGCAAAUAAUCCUCGUAUUCUGCCAAUCCUGCUCUUUGCUGGCCUUGGUUACAACCUCAAUGGGAGAGUGAUCAUAUAUGUCAACAAAGGUGACCAUAGCUUUGACCAUGACUUCAUGGACAUGAAGACAAUAUUCAGAGCAUUUGGACCCGAUUUCAAAAAGAAUUAUGUGGCUGAGCCUUUUGAUAACAUCCAUGUCUAUGAACUGAUGUGCAGACUCCUAGCAGUCGAACCUGCACCUAACAGUGGUUCCUUAUCACACACCGAGGAUAUGCUGGUUGAGUCAUUAGAGGAAGGGCCCACUGAGCCAGACACCAGUGGGAAAGUUAACACUAAUGGCUUCGUGGCUGCUAUGAUCUUAACAGGCAUAAUAGCUGUUACGCUGGUGGUCUUCAUUACGUCUGUGCCAUACAUUGUCCACAAGCGUAACAAGAGGAAAGAAGAAGAGUGCGUUAACAAUGAUAUGCUACAUACCGGAAAUCAACGAUAG
Molecule: messenger RNA, 1452 nt
Organism: Protopterus annectens (West African lungfish)
Lineage: Eukaryota; Metazoa; Chordata; Ceratodontiformes; Protopteridae
Product: ectonucleotide pyrophosphatase/phosphodiesterase family member 7-like
Exons: 6
Coding region: 1-1452 (483 amino acids)
Source: RefSeq, a predicted model, not a curated record